AUGCAGAAUAAUCAACAUAUAAGACUUGCAUAAGAAAUUAAUCCAACCCCUUGUGAAGGACCAGUUUCGUAGGUUGUGUAUCCAUAACUUCCAGAAUAGAACUUAUAAAUUGGUUAACCUAUUCAACCAAUAGUUCCAGCUCAAUAAUUUAUGAGAUAGAUCCCUUACUAAUAAUAGUAAUAUCCCUAAAUGUAAUAAUAACAAUAAGUUAUUUACAAUCCCACUGCUGUCUAACAAAUCCAACCAGUUUAUUCUAAAUACCCUCACAUAAUUACUUGUGCUUACUGUUAGAGAUAGGUAUAAACACAGGUUAAUUAUGAAGUCGGAAAUGGAGCUUACGCAAUUGGAGGACUUUUGGCAGCUGUUGGUCUUUGGUUAGGAUGUUGUUUGAUUCCAUGUUUUGUCUAAGAUUGCAAAGAUGCAGUUCAUUUCUGUCCAGCAUGCUAGGCUAAAAUUGGCAAAAAAAGAUUCCUAUUUGAUUGAUAUAAGGAUAGAUUUAUAGAAAAUUAUAAUAAAA
This is a messenger RNA of Paramecium tetraurelia, 517 nucleotides long. RefSeq lists its product as uncharacterized. NCBI's taxonomy places the organism in Eukaryota, Ciliophora, Oligohymenophorea, Peniculida, Parameciidae. The record is from RefSeq and is a predicted model, not a curated record. Gene Ontology annotation, molecular function: zinc ion binding. The transcript is spliced from 3 exons.